GAAAGCCCACUUCAUUCAUCUCUCUCUCUCUCUCUCUCUCUCUCUCUCAAUUACCGAAAACCCACUUCAUUAAUCUCUAUUUAUCAGCCUCUCUCUCUCUCUCUCUCUCUCUCUCUCUCUCUCUGUUACAAAUACCGAAAACCCACCUCAGUCAUCUAUCAAAAACAGAGCCAUAUCAGGUGGGUGUUACAAUCCACAGAAGAAGAGUCUUCUGCAGAAAGAAGAAGCUAGACUAGGAAUGGAAGAGGAGGUGCCGGCGAAUAAAAAGAAAGUGAUGGUGGCAAUAGACGAGAGCGAAUGCAGCCACUACGCUCUCGAAUGGGCGCUUGAGAAGCUCCCUGACUGCAUCUCGUCUUCAGCGCCUCUCGUUGUCUUCACCGUCCAGCCGAUUAGUAAUACCAGCUUCAUUUCAGUACCUUCCCGUGGUUCUGCUUCUCUGGAAUUGAUCAAGUCUGUACAAGAACAUCGAAAGAAGAUAUCAUUGGCUCUCUUAGAACAAGCUAAGGAGAUUUGUUCUAAACAUGGGGCAGUUGCAGAGACGAUAACAGAGGUGGGAGACCCAAAAGAAGUCAUAUGUGAAGCAGUCGAGAAGUUCAAGAUUGAUUUACUUAUCUUGGGUAACCAUGGCCGCGGCGCUCUACAAAGGGCUUUUCUUGGGAGUGUGAGCAAUUACUGCAUGCAACAUGCCAAGUGUCCUGUUCUCGUUGUGAAGAAACAGACAUAAAAGAGAGUUUGUUCCGAUUUCCAACUGGAAGAAAAUGUUGAAACAUAUCUGCAGUUUGUUAGUAUGUUGUUUGAUCGGGAUUUGAAGUGUGGUUAUGUGCAUAAAUAAGAAUCCACGACUUCAUGUAA
This is a messenger RNA of Magnolia sinica, 852 nucleotides long. RefSeq names its product universal stress protein A-like protein. The record is from RefSeq and is a predicted model, not a curated record. The transcript has 4 exons. Lineage: Eukaryota; Viridiplantae; Streptophyta; Magnoliopsida; Magnoliales; Magnoliaceae. Bases 239 to 724 code for a protein of 161 amino acids.